Molecule: messenger RNA, 23613 nt
Organism: Neoarius graeffei (lesser salmon catfish)
Lineage: Eukaryota; Metazoa; Chordata; Actinopteri; Siluriformes; Ariidae
Gene: pclob
Product: piccolo presynaptic cytomatrix protein b
Exons: 36
Coding region: 1-23613 (7870 amino acids)
Biological process (GO): protein localization to synapse; presynaptic active zone assembly
Cellular component (GO): glutamatergic synapse; cytoskeleton of presynaptic active zone; axon
Molecular function (GO): metal ion binding; protein binding; structural constituent of presynaptic active zone
Source: RefSeq, a predicted model, not a curated record
AUGAAGCCUCACCCUCAGCACCCUGAAGCCACAACCCAAAAGAAGGAUUCUGUGACCGCUCCCACAUCAGAACAGCCCAACCUCCAACCAACUGAGAUUAGUUGUGCCAACCAGACAUUUGCUCAAAAAGAUGGGAUUAAUAAACAACAACUUAGUUCAACAGUUACAACACUGACUAUUGACAAUAAUCAGCAGACAACUAAAACAGGCUUACCGUCUACCCAAUCUGAACCACCAUCAAGGGCAGAACCCCCUCAAGAAGGGACAGGUUUCUUUAGCUUUGGGUUUGGUGGUGUGCGUUCUCGAUCUCCAUCUCCUCAGGUGGCUAACUCUGCUGUUUCUGGAAAGGUUCUAGGCUUUGGAUCCUCCUUACUCAGCUCAGCAUCUAACCUGAUCCCAUCGGCAGUUCAGAACGAGCCUUCCACCACGCCACCAACUUCUCGAAAGGGAUCUACAGUGUCUCAAACCUCUGCCAAUGUAACCAGUACACUACCUGCAUCACAAACAGUAUCUGCAGCAUCAAAACCCGAUGCCAAAAUAUCCUCAACAGGACCAGAAUCUAAAUCAUCAACUGCUGAUAAAGAGAAGACACCAGGACAUCAGCGGAGUAAGGCACCCUUAUCUGAAGAAAAGAUACCAAAACAUAUGCCAAAAAUAGAUCAAGAUGUUCAGCAUCUUCCCAAAGCCUGUCCACUCUGUAAAGAAGCGCUCAAGAAGGAUCCUCCCAACUACAAUGUCUGCACUGAAUGCAAAAAGUAUGUUUGUAAUCUUUGUGGAUUCAACCCGAUGCCUCAUCAAACAGAGGUGACAGAAUGGCUUUGCCUGAACUGUCAGAUGCAAAGAGCUCAUGAUAAUGCUUCAGUGGUGCCCCAGAAAAUACCUGGACAACCCCAUUCUUCACCAAAGGCAGGAAUGACUCUGUCAUUACAACAUAAAGAUGCUUAUGCUGUUGACUCAACAAAGAAAAUAACUAAGCCAAUAACAGCAUCUCCACAGAAAGAGAAUAAAUUUGGAGCCAUUCAGAAAACAGAGCAACAGCAAAUGAAGGCACCAAAUGACUCACCUCCUCUACACAAACGUCAGCAUCUAGAAACUGGGAAAUCUCAGGGUGAUAUAUCAAAGAUGGAUAAGUCAGAAACCAAGGAUGAAUCAGGUUUCUUUGGUUUUGGUUUUGGUGGUGCUCGAUCACGGUCACCAUCUCCCAAGCCUGCCUCUGCAGUUUCUGGAAAGAUUUUAGGCUUUGGUACAUCUUUCCUCAGCUCAGCAUCUGAUCUGAUCUCUUCAGCUGUUAUGGAUGAGCCUUCCACCACACCACAAGCCUCUCGUAAAGGUUCGUCUGUCUCUGAAAGUUCUAUUAGUUCUACUACACCACCGUCCUCUAGAAAAGGUUCUGCAGUUUCACAGACUUUGUUCAAAACAGCAUUGCCCACUUCCUAUAAGGGUUCAUCAGUUUCACAGACAUCUAACAAGACUGGAUCUUCAACCUCAAUGCCAGUUAGUUCACACAAAAGGACUGACAUUUCCCAGGACAUAAUGACAGAGACCAAAAAAUCUUUGAAUGAAAAAGCAGAGGAAAAUAAAUUCCAGGAGCCACAGCAACCCAAAACACUAUCUGAAAAAGUCAAGGAAUCUGCAGCUGUUGAGAAAUCAUCUAAUCAGCUACCAAAAACUUGUCCACUUUGCACAACAGAUAUAAAAAAAGAUCCCCCUAACUAUAGCACGUGCACUGAAUGCAAAAGCAUUGUGUGUGACCUUUGUGGAUUCAGCCCCAUGCCUCUUGAAACAGAGAUAAUGGAGUGGCUCUGUCUGAACUGCCAUACAAGACGAGCAUCAGGAAUAUCUCAGUCUAACAAAAUCCCCCCAACAUCAUCUCCUCAAAAUAAGAAGACACCGGUGUCAGAACACCCUGAGAAGAAGAAAGAUUUUCCUGAGAAACCUACUCAAAAAGCCCAGACAACUGUUGAGAUAAAACAAAAAGAUGAAAUAUCUGCUGCAGUAGUGGAUAUGCAGGUCAAUCAGCAGCAGCCUACUCUACAAUACAAUGUUGAAAAAAUUCAAAAGACUUCAAAAGUUGAGCCCUCUCCAGCCAAGGAUACACCCCUGCAAGAAAACCCAGGAUUCUUUGCCAUUGGUGGUGCUCGAUCUCGAUCACCAUCCCCACAGCCUGCUGUGUCUGCUGUGACUGGGAAGGUUUUAGGAUUUGGUUCUUCCUUUUUCAGCUCUGCAUCUAAUCUUAUCUCAUCAGCAGUUCAAGAAGAACCUCCUAUAACACCCCCAACUUCUCGCAAAGUUUCAUCAAGCUCUCAAAGUUCCAGUAGAUGCAGUACACCACCUCCAUUCUCCCGCAAAGGUUCUGGAGUCACCCAGGCCACCAUACCUCAAGGGGACUCUCAGAAAACGCAGUCAAGUAUAAAUAAAUCACAGACUGUAGAUGACAAAGAAGGAACAACACCUGAGGUAGCAAAACAUCAGGUAAAGGAAGCCCCAAAAUCAAAUGAAUCCAAGCCAGAGCCAUCAAAAGUGAAAGAAGCCUCUCACAUUCUCCCUAAAAGCUGCCCUCUCUGCAAGGUGGAGAUCAAGAAUGAUCCUCCCAACUACAACACCUGCACUGACUGCAAAAAUAUUGUAUGUGUACAAUGUGGAUUCAAUCCUUCACCACACCAAACAGAGAAGAUGGAGUGGCUGUGUUUGACCUGCCAAAUACAGCAAGCAUCAGGAGCUUCUCAACAGCUUCAACAACAGGAUAACAAAGUACCACUGUCCUUCUCAAAACAAAAUAAAGAGUCUCUAAUUCCAGAAAAGGAUAAGAAAUCACUUGCUGAUGGAAAACUACAUGACAAUCAAUGUGAAGCUGAGAAAAAGCAAGGCAGCCUGACAAUAACACAUAAUAUGCAAAGUCAGCAGCCUAAGCAAAAAACUCAGCAAAUGAAAGAUGGAAUUUUCACACUUGCUAAAUCAGAACCUCCAAAUAAGGAAUCAGACUUUAUUGGUUUUGGUAGACGAUCUCCAUCACCGUCCCAACAGCCUGCUCUUUCUGGAAAAGUUUUAGGUUUUGGUUCUUCAAUCUUCAGCUCAGCAUCUCAUCUGAUAUCCUCAGCUGUUCAAGAUGGAGCUUCUCCAACACCAUCAACUUCACGCAAGGGUUCUACUGUUUCUCAAACUUCUGAAACUACUGAACCAAUCACACUUGAUUCAAGCAAGAUAGCUGAAACUUCUAAAAUUACACUGCUGGCUUCCAGUAAAGUAUCUUCCCAAGACUCUCCUAAGGAUAAAUCUAGUAAUGUAACAAAACCUUCAACUAAACACGAUGAAGAAAGAGACAUCCAGGAAAUGAAAUCACAAGGGGAAAACUCUACACCAAUUCUAACACCCAUUUUGAAGGAUGAAACUCUAUCAGAUGCCACAAAAUUUACAGAAAACCUUCAGACACUUCCCAAAGUCUGCCCGCUCUGCAAGGUAGAAAUCAAGAAGGAGCCUCCUAACUACAACAUCUGCACUGAAUGCAAGAAUGCAGUUUGUAACCUUUGUGGAUUUAACCCAAUGCCUGACCAAACAGAGAUACAGCGAACAUCAGGACCUCCAAAUCCAACUCAGCCAAAACCUAUCAACGCUCCUGCACCAGCCUUACCACAAAAAGAUGUUCAAGCUCAAGUUUCUCAAAGCCUCUCUCCACAACAGAGCUCCAAAGGUGGCACAUCAGCAAAGCCUGUUCUUUCCCAAACUGAAACAUCUAAAGUUAAAUCCAGCUUUACGGUUACUCAUGACCAGUCUCAGUCUCCAUUUCCUCAGCUUGCUGACUCUACCAUAUCAGAAAAGGAUUUAGGAUUUGGCUCUUCCAUUAUCAGCACAGCAUCUGACCUUAUUUCUUCAGCUGUUCAGGAUGAAGCAUCUAUCACACCACCAUCUUCCCAUAAAAGUUCUGCAGUGUCCAAGGCAUCUAUCAAAACAUCAACACCACCUGCUUCUCGUAAGGUACCUGUAGCUUCUGAAAAAGACCUUUCUUCUAAUGAGCCAGAAUCAAUUACUCAGGAACCAAGAUCUGAGGAGAAAAUUUCAGAGCUUCAGACCACCAAAGAACAAUCUGCUAAAGUGAAAGAAGAUGGGAAAGAAGCUUGCCCACUGUGCAAUGAGAAAUGCAAAAAUGACCCUCCAAACUUCAACACUUGUACAUCUUGCAAGAUGACUGUGUGUAAUCUCUGUGGAUUUAACCCCAUGCCAGAUCAAACUGAGGUGAACGAGUGGUUAUGUUUGAACUGCCAGAUGCAACAAUUAGCAGGGGCUUUACCUGCACAGCCACAGGCUAAAAAGAUGCUGCCACUAGGACCAUCAGAGCAGAAGGAAACUCCAGUUGCAUCUCAGAAGAAAUCAAUUCUCCCAGUAGAUGUCACAGACAACAGUAAAAGGCCUUCUGAAAUUGGAAAAUCAGGGGACCAACCCCUUGUCCCAGCAUCACAGAAUCCCAUUUCUGCUUCUUCAAAAUCACAACCUUCUCCUGCUAUGUCUUCUCAACCUCCAAAAGCUGAUCCUCCAAAAGAGGAUAAGGGUUCAGCCAUUUCUCAAACCUCUGCAAAGGCUACAUCAGGUUUGCAUGCAUCUGUAGAAACUGCUACCUCUGGGAAGACAAAAUCACCUACUGUUCAAAAGCAAGAAGAAAUGAUACCUGCAGAUGAAGCACCACAUGCUCAGUCUGCCAAAGUACCAUCUGCUCUUGAAAAAGGGGAUACAGAUUUAUCCAAGCUUCAAAAAGGCUGUCCAGUCUGCAAGGAGAUAUUCAAGGAAGAUCAUCCAAACUACAAUACUUGUGAUUCCUGUAAAGCCAUUGUGUGUAACCUUUGUGGUGGCUUGAACUCCAGGGCAGAAAUAACUGAGAAUAAGAGCUGGUUGUGUUUGAACUGCCAGAUGCAGCAAGCAUCAGGAUCUCUUCUUGCAAAGGAAGUACCUCUUACAAAAUCAGAGAAGGAGGCUAUAAGUCCAGGUCCUACAAAGAAAAAGACAAGCAUUCCAAUGGGUGAUACAGAUUAUGAUCAAAUCCCCAAAAUAAAUGGAAAACCUCAUGACAAACUCACUUUAGAAAAGACUCCAAAAGCCACUACUAGUGUGGCAGAACAUAAAUCAUCUCAUGUUGAAUCUGUUGAACCACAACCUACAAAGCCUUCAGAGAAACAGUCUGGCUUCUUUGGUUUCAGUUUUGGUGGUACUAAAUCACGACCUCCAUCUCCUCAGCUGGCUGCCUCUGCAGUUUCUGGGAGAGUUCUAGGCUUCGGUUCAUCCUUCCUUAGCUCAGCCUCUAAUCUGAUCUCUUCAGCUGUUCAGGAUGAACCAUCCAUAACACCACCAACCUCUCGUAAAGGUUCUACAAUUUCUAUAAAAAACACUACAACACCACCUUUGUCCCGCAAGAGUUCAACAGUACAUCAACAUGGAGAAAAGAAAGAAACAGAAAAUAAAUCACAAGACCAGAUGACAAAGGAAUCAGUUCCUCUUCCGAAAAAGGAUACAGCUCAUUUUGAGCUUCUCAAAGCUUGUCCACUCUGUAAGGUUGACCUUAAGGAUGAUCCACCCAACUUUAACACCUGCACACAAUGUAAAACUAUUGUGUGUAACCUUUGUGGUUUUAGUCCUAUUCCACAAGAAACUGAGGUGCCAGAAUGGCUGUGUUUGAGUUGCCAGAUGCAGCGAGCCCCAGGACCUCUUAAUCCAAAAACUCAGUCAGAGGUUAACAAGGUACCUUCACCAGCAUUACCAAAGAAGAACGAGACUCCUGCUGCAGGUAGCCCACAGACAAAACCAAGUCUUCCAGCAAAUGCCAAAAAUGAGAAGCCAUCUGGAGUUGGUAAACCAGUAAAUAAACCUAUGACAUCAGAGUCCCAAAAACCCACUGCUCCUUCUCCUUCAAGACAACCUUCUCCUGCAAAAUCUGAAACAUCCCAAAAAGUUGAACCUCCAAAGGAGGAGUCAAGCUUAUUUGGAUUCAGUUUUAGUGGUACUCGAGCUCGGUCACCAUCUCCACAACCUGAUAUUUCAGCAGUUUCUGGAAAAGUUCGAGGCUUUGGCUCCUCCUUUCUCAGUUCUGCAUCUAAUUUGAUCUCGUCAGCUGUUCAGCAUGAGCCUUCUACAACACCGCCAACAUCCCGUAAAGGAUCGACCACUUCCCAAACUUCUGUAAAGAUUACUCCAAGUCCAUCUACUUCUCACAAGAAGCAAGAGGAAAAAAUAGAAACAGAAAGCAAAUUGGAAGUCCAGUUGCCAAAUGCAGAUAUACCUCUCUCAGAGUCACUUGGACAUUGCCCAAUCUGCAUGGCUGACAUAAGGAAGGAUCCACCUAACUACACUACAUGCACCGAAUGCCAAAAAACAGUGUGUAACCUUUGUGGAUUCAGUUCUAUGGCACAAGAAACAGAGGGUAAGAAAUGGUUAUGUUUGGACUGCCAGAAGCAGCAAACACCAGGACCUUCACCUAUACAGCCUCAAAUAGAUGCAAACAAGGUACCUCCACCAGCACCAAAGCAAGAGGCUGAAACUACAGAUGAUCCACAAAAGACGUCAAGUCUCUCAAUUGAUGCCACAAUAAAAGCUGCUGAAGUUGUAAAAAAAGACAAUAAAUCCAGUCCAGCAGAGUCACAGAAACCCACUGCUAUUCAGUCAGCACAACAAUCCUCUCCUGACACAUCUGCUAUACCAAAAAAUGCUGAAACCUCAAAAGAGGAGACAAGCUUUUUCAGCUUCAGUGCUGGCAGUGCGAAGUCACCAUCUCCUCAGCCUGAUAUCUCUGCUGUUUCUGGGAAGGUUCGAGGCUUUGGCUCAUCUUUUUUUAGCUCAGCAUCUAAUUUGAUUUCAUCGGCUCUUCAGGAUGAACCUUCUACCACACCACCAUCUUCUAGAAAAAGUUCUACAAUUUCUCAGAGAUCUGAAAAGGAUACUCCAACAGCACAUGCAUUGCACAAGGAGUUGAUAACACACAAAGAAGAAGAAAAGAUGGAAAUCAAAAUUACAUCAGAUGGAAAGUCAGCUGUGUCACCUCUUGUUGAAAAAGAUGAGCAUCUCAAUAAGCCUCUUAAACCUUGUCCACUAUGCAAAGUGAUGCUCAGGAAAGAUCCACCCAACUAUGACACCUGCACUGAAUGUAAAACUACUGUGUGUAAUCUUUGUGGAUUUAGUCCGAUGCCACAACAAACUGAAGUGAAAGAAUGGCUGUGUUUGAACUGCCAGAUGCAGCGAGCACCAGGGGCUCCCUCUACACAGCCUCAGCAACAGGCUAAGAAAGAAACACCACCAGCAUCACCACAACAGAAGGCAAAACCUCCUGCUGGAAAGCCAGAGGACAAGCUUACUCAAGUAGAGACAAAGAAAUCCAUUUCUACACCUGCAAAACAACAAUCUACACCAACACCAAAAGCUGAACCUUCAAAGAAAGAGUCAGGGUUCUUCGGUUUUGGUGGUGCUCGUUCUCGAUCUCCAUCUCCUCAGCCAACUGUAUCUGCUGUUUCUGGAAAAGUUCUAGGCUUUGGGUCUUCUCUCUUUAGCACGGCAUCUAAUUUAAUUUCUUCAGCUGUUCAUGAUGAGUCUACAACACCACCAACACCUCGCAAGGGUUCUGCUACUUCUCACACUUCUGUAAACAUCACAACAGCAACUCCUCCUUCUUCUCAGAAAGAAUUUGUAGAGCCAGAACAUCACACUAAAGAAACCAAAACGCCAGUCAAAGAGGAAAAACCUCCUGUUGCAAAGAAACCUGAGGAACAACUUAAUGAAAUGCAAGUGAAAAUGACUAAGGUAACAGAUGGACCCCCAAGUGUGGAAGACACUUCUAAACAUCAGAAUGUUGCUUGUCCUAUCUGUAGGAUAGCACUUCAUGUCAGCUCAACUGAAGAACCUAACUACAAUACCUGUACAGAGUGCAAGGAAACAGUAUGCAACCUGUGUGGAUUUAAUCCCAUUCCCCAUCAGACGGAGGUUUAUGAAUGGCUUUGCCUAAACUGCCAAACACAGAGAGCAUUACAGGGAAGUGCACCACAAGAACCACAAACAAAACCAAAUAUUGAAUCCACUUCCACACAGUCUCCAAGCAACAUAACACCUGAAACAGCAACUUGUGAAAACAACAUAAAGGAUCUAUCUCAGCUUCAGGCACCUCCCAAAGAUGUGCCUGCUGCAGAUCAAAAUAAAGCUUCUAAUCUAACUUCUGUUCUACAUGAUAAAAUUUCAAAUACAGACACAACCCAAAUGAAAGAUGCUGUAAAUCACAUGGCAGUUAAAAAAGCCCAGGAAAAAGAAACUCUUGCUGACACUAAAGAAGGGACUCCAACAAAAGAUAUGCUGUCUUCUGAAGCAACAGCUAUCUUGGAGGAUCAAAAUGCUGCACUUCCACAGAAACCUGGAAUUGACCAAGAACCAACUGGGAAGCCAACAGACAGUAACUCAGAAAUCAACAAUAUUCUGGAAAAACCUGAGCAAUUGCAAUCUAAAUUCUCUGCACCAGAACCAGACAUCUCAAAACAGGAAUCAGGCUUUUUUGGGUUUGGAUUUGGCAGUACUAAAUCACAAUCUAAACCAUCUAAACCUUCUGACACAAGCACAGGGAAACUCUUUGGCUUUGGUGGUUUGACUGAGGCACCCUCACCACAAUCUGCCUCUUCUGUUUCUGGGAAGGCUUUAGGUUUUGGAUCGUCCAUCUUCAGCUCAGCUUCUAAUUUGAUCUCAUCAGCUGUUCAUGAUGAGCCCUCCACAGCCCCACCAAGUUCCCGUAAGGGUUCCACAGUUUCCCAGAUAUCUAUCAAAGCAGUCACACCACCCUCUUCCCGUAAAGGGUCAACAGUUUCCCAAGGUUCUCUUGAAACACCACCAACUUCUCGCAAGGGUUCUGCUGCUUCUCAGUCAUCCUUCAAGACUUCUCCUUCUGGAGACACGAAACCAUCAGAUUCACAAAAACAGGAUGAACAGGCAGCAGAUGAGAAGUCAAAGGUCAAGCUAGAUGGAGCGUCUUCAGAACAUACCAAUCACCUGAAUCAGAGAAACACACCUGAAUCAGAGAAACACAUUGAGAAGCCAUCAGAUGUGAAUUUAGAAGUCAAAUCAUCUGCUCCUUUGCAAUCAGCCUCUAAAUUGGCUCAAUCUAGCUGUCCUAUCUGCAAAGUGACGCUGAAUAUGGCCUCAGAAGACCUGCCUAAUUUCAACACUUGCACUGAAUGUAACAACAAUGUAUGCAAUCAGUGUGGAUUUGAUCCCAUGCCAAAUCAGUCAAUGGUAAAACAAUGGCUUUGCAUGAAUUGCCAGAAGCAGAGAGCAGAAGCAGGAAUAGAACCAACAGGAAGUUCCAUGAUAAAACCUCACCCAACAUUAACAAAAAAGGACAAUCAAUCACCAGCUUCAGAGCACAAAUUAGCUGAAACAUCCACUGUAUGUGUAGAUGGAAAGACUUCACCUAUCCCAGAAGCAGGAAAAAAAGAUCAUCAAAAGCCAAGCUUGAAUGAAAAUGUGCCCCCUCCAAAAAAAGAGCUUCCCCAACAAAUGGCACAAGAGGAGAAGGAUGAAAAAUCACAGAAACAAGUGACAAAAGGCAUUGAGUCACCAGCCAGAUCCACUCCACCUUCACAGGCUGAGGUUCCAAAGCAGCAAUCACGCUUCUUUGGAUUUAGCGUCAGCAGUGGUAAGUCUCAACCUGCCUCUUCUAAAUCCUCUGAAUCGAUGAAGCUCUUUGGAUUUUCUGGGCUGACUGAGACUGCCAGAUCACGAUCACCAUCACCACAGUCUAUGACUAAUGUCCCUGGAAAGUUUUUAGGAUUUGGCUCAACCAUCUUUAGUUCUGCCUCCAAUUUGAUUUCAUCAGCUCUUCAGGAUGAGUCAUCUCCACCAGUCUCUCGUAAGGGCUCUACAGUAUCUCAGUCUUCUACACCACCUACUUCUCGCAAGGCUUCUAUAAUCCUCACUGGAGAGCCCAAAGCUCUUAUAUCAAAGAAGUUAGAUGAGAAGCCAGUAGAAAAGAAGAUAGAAGAACCUCACGCGAUCGAAGACAAGGCAUCUGUUACUGAAAAGCAAGAAGCUAUGCCUGAGUCUGUGGAAGUGACAGUACUGCCAAAAUCUCCUUCCAAAGCAAGCCAACCAACCUGCCCACUUUGUAAGGUGGAUCUUAAUGUUGGCUCAAAAGAACAUCCCAACUACAACACAUGCACGGAGUGCAAAGAUAUGGUGUGUAACCUCUGUGGAUUUAACCCCAUGCCUCACCUUGCCGAGGGUGAGUGGCUAUGUUUGAACUGCCAGACUCAGAGAGCCCUAUCUGGUAACCUGGGAGACAUUGGACAAAUUCACAGACCAGUACCUAUACCUGGAACUAAAGCAGCAGCUUUACCCAAAGCCCAAACAAUCAAAAUAUUAGAAGGUGGUCAGGCCACUGAAACCCCUGGGCCUACUGUCCUUAAACAUACACCUGAAGAACAAAUAAUGGCCUCAAAAGUACUACCUGUGGAACCCAUUGAAGCUGCUGACAAAAUGGAUGAAUUGAAAAGUAUACCUCCAAAACCUACAGUAAGAGAGGAGAAAUUGACUACAGAAGAACUCAUACAAAAAGCAAGCUCUCAGGAAGCAGAGACACUCCAGAUAGAAUCAGAAACACCACCUACUGAAGCGGUCAUCACAGCAGUUGAGUUAAAAAGUGAAACUGUACAACCAAUGGUCAGUACAAAAGAUGAACCAACACAGGCAAUGGACUCUCCAAACAUAAUGAAGCCUCCUACUGUUGAAGCAUCACUUGAAUUCAAGGAGGCUUGUGAACUUACAUAUAUGGUAGCAAAAUUGGCAGAAGAUUCUGCAUUUCCAGAUAAACUUAUCCAAAAUGAAGAGGCUUUAAUUCAGUUAAAUAUUACUCCUACUAAGCACUGUGAAAGUGAAAGCAUAGUACUCUCAGUAUCAGGGGACAAGACAAACAACUUGAAAGUGAAUGAUAAAGACCCACAGGGACCGAAUACAUUUCCAGUUUCACCUGAAUCAUACAGUUCAUCUGAGGAAGAGCUUAAAGAGAUUCAGAGGGCUAGCGAGUCUCUUUUUGAGGAAACUGCAGCAGAGCUGGCCCAUAUUAAAGAAACAGUGUGGACAAAACAGCAUUCUGAUUCUGGAGAUGAAGAGCUCAUACAGAUACAGAUAAAGCAAACAAGUGAAAAUAAGGAUUUGUCACCAACUCAUCAACAAAGUUGCAUCGCAAAACAGAUCAGAGAAAAAGACAAUCAAGUUCUGCAUGAAGACAGUGAUGCAGAUACUGGAAGUACCGAUCAUGAAGCUGAAAGAGUGAUAAAGCAACUUAAUGUGCCCGAAGAAAGUGUUGAUAGUCGCCUCUUGUCUCAAGAACAAGAAGGUCAUUUAAUGCAGGCCAGUCCCAUCGAUAAAACAGUAAAAACAUUUCACCCAAAUGAUAAUGAAAAUGAAGAAACCAGAGACCUUAACAACACAAGAGCUAUUUCUGUACAACAAAAUGCUCCUGUCAGUCAGACUUCAGAAGAAGAGAGCUUAGCUGAAGAUAUGUCUAAAGACGGUGGAUCUUCCAGCAUGCAAGCAUCACACAUCACAUCAGGAACCACAUCACCUACAUCUAUGUCUUCACUUGGUGAAGAAAGUGAUAGCAGUCCAUGUCACAAGAAGGAGAAUUUAGAGGGCAAGCAGCAACGAAAAGUUAAGCAUAGGCCAGGUCAAACCCUUCAAACUAUAGCAGACUCUUCUGAGGAGGAAGAGAUCCUGGGGGAAGGAGAUCAACUUAUAGAACAAGAAAUACAAAGGGACACUGAUCAAAGACAGCUCAAAAUGUCUUACAAAAAAUCCAGUAAAGAAAAAGACAAUUUGCUAGAUCAUCCAUCAAAUCACUCUCAGAUAGAGUGCAUACCUAAAAUUGAUGAAGUUUUGCAAGUUUCAGAAAUAAAAAUAUAUGAGACAUUUUCUUACUCAAACAUCUCACCAAGUACAGAGUCAGAACAAGAAAAUGUUGUUAGCCACCAACUGCCACCAGUGGAUGUGAUGCGUAAUGUUGGAGAGAAACAAUUAAAGAGUGCAGAUGAGGCAUAUGAAGAAAUUAUGCAGAAAGCCCAAGAACUCAAAGCUAUGACAAAGAAAAUCACUCCACCUGAUAUUGAGCCACUGUAUGAAGGCAUGCUGAUAGAGGACUACGCUUACGAGUCAUUAGUGGAGGAACCAGCACAGGCUAUAGGAGGUGAUCAUAAUACUACUGUAAAUGAGUACUUGACUAAUGUGUCUGUUCAACAAACAGAAAGAAAGCUUCAAACACCAGAGGAGGCCUAUGAGGAGAGGCAGAAAAAUAGAGAACUCAUGCUAAAAGAUCAAACAUUUGAACAUGCACAGCUAAACAAAUCAGCUCCUCACAGAGAUACCACUGUAACUGCCAUUACUGACACUUGUUAUGUAAAUAUAUCAGAAAACUAUGAGUUUACAAAACCCCAAGAUGAAAAUUGGCAGUGGUAUGCUGAAACUGCAAAUGACGAACUGCUGGAGAGGGAAAAAGAAGUUAUGACACCAGGAACAAGUCCUACACAAUCAACUCCUCUAUCACCGGUAUCACCUUUGUCUUUAUCUGAGCCUUUAUAUGAUUCUUCUGAAGUAGUACAAAUUCCCUCAAGUGGGGAAGAGGAUAAUGACAAGGAUGAAUUUGCAACUGAACCUAUUGAGUGUGCCAUGGAGCCUUACAUGGCGGAGUCAAUACCUUCACAAGAUCAGCCUGUUAAAAAUGUUCUCUAUCCUAUUCCUGACCUAAAAAUUACUCAGUGUUCAUCUGGUGAAGAGGAGGCUGAGGAUGAAGAGAGUAUCACACAAGAAUAUGAAAUAGUUAUGUUAAAUGGUAUUGUUCAGUGUGAUGACAGAUCAGAGGAAGCUUCUGAAUUUAUAGAAUCUUCACUAGAGGCACAGUCAAUAGAGUCUGAGCCAACAUCUGUUGUGUCUGAAGUUCCACUGUCAAAAUCAGCACUUGAACAUGUGUCCCUUGCUUCUGCUUGGGAUUCACAAGCAUCUCCUCAGUCUCUGCCAAGUAAAUCCUUAGAUUUUACAACAUCUUCCUCAUGUGUUAUAGAUCAGACUGCAGGGCAAGCUUCCAUUCCACCAAAACCCUAUGUUGCUGAAAGUCCAACAAGUCUCGGAUCUGAUUCUGCACAAGGUAUAAUUUCAGUGGCAGACUUAGUAUCAAAACCAGCAUGUCAAGAUUUUGUACGACCUCAUUCUACUGUAAUUGACAUCUCUGUUGAAGAAAUUGUAUGCCCCUCCCAAGUUGCUGCAUCUACCCAACAAACCGUAAAGAUCUCAACAGCUCCAAGUCUACCUGGGAUGUCUGCUACUAAACCACCACUAGUUUCAAAGCCAACACUAGUUUCUUCUCAAGCAGAUACUGCUGUUUCUGAAUCAUCAGUGACUCCAGAACCAAACCAAGCUACUAAGCCAGCUGAUGUCUCCAUUUCUAAGCCACUACUAGCUCCUAAACCAGUUUUCACCUCAAAGCCUACCCCAGAUGCAAUUAUUGUUACAAUACAAGAUGGAGUAUCACAACCUGAUUCAGUUUUACAGACUACAUAUUCAAAAACAAUUUUGGAACCAACAAAUAUUGUAGAUUAUUCUACCCUCAUGUCAACAACUACAGUAACUCCAGUGUCCACACAUGAGCAAAUUACAGCUUCUGUCACAAGUCAAGCAGUGAGUUCAUCCUCAGUAGUAGCUACAGUGUCUUUAAUCCCAGAUUACCCAACUGCACCAGUUUAUGUGUCACAGGCCCAAAUUCCAUGCAUAACUUCAACUCCUUUUGUGCCUGAUGUUGUAUUUCCUACAUCAGAACACCCAAUUCAAGUACCAUCUUUAGAUCCCACUCCUAGAUAUACCAGAAGAGAACAUGCAUCUUCUGCCAUUAUUCCAGAACCUGUUCCAAUUGUUGUCAAAAUCCCAGACCUCGUGUCUUCUUCACCUUCAGAGUAUCCAAUUCAUAGUGCAGGUGUAAUAUCUACACAAGCACACACUCCUGCUUUACCAAGUACCUCAACCAUAGAUCAAGGUCAUAUUUCUACCCCAACUGCAGUAUCAACCUACUCCUCAAAAGACACUCUCGCUACAGGCCAGAGUGUAUCUUUUAAACCAUGUGCUCUUUCCUCAUCUGUGGAACAGGGCUAUAUUUGUUCAACUGUUUCAGAACCAACAAAACCAAGUGCUCCAGUCAAUUCUUUCAUACAACACCAGCAUGUUUCACCCACUGUUCCUGGUGCAGAUAUGACAGCUAUGACCCCAGCUAUUAAAAUUCCUAUUCCUUGUAUAGAUGCAGACAAAUCACUUCUGGAACAAACAGCAGCCCAUGAACUCAGUGUUGCAGUUUCACAAACCGUCCAAUCUGUAGACCAUACUGCCCCAAAGGUUUUUCCAACCAUAAAUACAACUGUAGCCUUUGUAACUUUAUCUUUUCAACCAACUCAGUCAAUAGGAGUGGACACAAAGCCAAAGACAGGAAAUUUUCAACCUGCAGUAGAAGGCUUUCAUACUGUGACUCCUGCUUUGCAGACAGGACAAGAUACUGCUAUCAUUGUGCCAAAUGUUGAAAGUAUACCCAUGAUAAAACAAGAAACACAGGCUAUCAUUACUAAUACGUUGGCAACCUCCAUUCAACAAGUUCGAAGUCCACCUGUUGUGAGUGUUUCCCCUGUUAUCAGUUCAGAUGCUUCUCCUCUUGUGGGACUGAAAGCUAGCUUGCCUAGUGACUUAACUUUUGCGUCAAUACAACUUGAACCUCAAGUGGCACCUAUCUCCAGAGAAAGAGCAGAUAAGCCAUUCAUUGAAUUUCCACCACCACCUGCAGUUUCACCACCAGCCCUACCACCUGAUAGUUUACCUAAUACACCGUUUAACCAACAGUCAGUGGUACCCACUACUAUUGAAUCUGUCAAAAGUAUAGUGAGCCAAGCACCUACAGCAUCAGUGAAUCAAUUUGCAACCAGCAUACACAAGUCACCUCCCCCAGUCCCACCUAAGCCAUUUUGUGUACCAGGUAGCCUAGCAUUCAGUCACAAAUCAAGAGAAAGUGUAAAACCAUCAGUAAUUCAUGAAUCUACAGUUGCCCAAAUUGGGCAUGCUGCAACUUUACCAAGAACAAGAGAACCUCCCAAGGCCCUUCCACUAUCCUUGACUGCCCCCACUGACAUCAAGCACAGUAUCUCAUCUCCAAAAUCUCCCUUGUCACCUAGAUUUGCUAAAACUCUUGAGACAUAUGUUGUUAUAACACUGCCAUCAGAACCAGGAUCACCAGUGGAAGGUGUUACAACCCAAGCUCCAAUAUGUAGACCAUCUCUACCAACUCCUAAGCAGCAGGGUCUUGCUAUUGAAUCAACAACGUUUACGCCACCUGUGGUGUGUGCACCACUGAUCAUGGUUUCACAACCUGGAAUAGCUCCCCUACCAAAAGUAAUAUCUGGCCCUACUUUUACAGCACCAAUUAUUUCAGGACAAACUGGGGACUCUGCAUCAGAUGUUACAAAUAAGAGCUCAACAGAUGACACAGUUGCUUCAGCAUCAAGUGCAGUUUCAGUACCAUAUUCAAUAGCUCCUAGCUAUGGUUUUGUGCCCCAAACAGAAACAGAUGUACUACCAACCAAAAUGUAUGAGGAAAAAAAUGUUUACUCUGCACCACAUGUGACCACAACAACGUAUCCUGCACCAGAACUGGUUUCCAAACCCACUGUAACAUCAACAGUUCUGGGUGAAAUUUCGGACAUGACUACAGAACCUAAAAUAAAUUUUGUGUCAACAGGGAUUUCAGCUCCACCAUCAAGUAUAGUUUCAAUACCAUAUUCAGUAGCAACAAACCUUGAUUUUGUGCCCCAAAUAGAGACAACAGCAGUACCAAUAAAAAAUAAAAUGUAUGAUGAAAAACCCAUUUACUCUGCAUCACCUAUGAACACAACAGUACAUCCUGCCACAACAGUGGUUUCUGUAGCAUCACCAGAGACAUUGCUUGCAGUAUCCGGUGUGACAGAAAUUCCAGCCAUGACCAUAGAACCAAAUAACAUAUCAGCAGUGAUCUCAGCUACAGAAUUGUGUGCCACUCAUAUUUCAGCUCCACAAUCUCAGUCACUGGUACCUGCAUCACUACAAAUAAAAGAAAUACCUGUAGAGUUGACACCAGCGUCCUUCACAAUAGGUAUUACUCCAACAUCUUCAAGGGAACCUUCAGCUUCACCUGAUGUCAUGCAAGGGCUUGAGAGGCAAAUGAUUCAAACAGUUUACCCUGCUCCUGUAACAGUGACAAAACUCCCACUCUCCUCAGAUAACCUGGCAAAACAAAUGUUGGAACUGGAAGAAGAGGCUAAAUCCACAAAAGGUCCAUCCUCUGACCAGAUUCAACAGCACCAAAUAUGUAUUGAAUCACAACAAAUGGUACCAUCAGUGUCUGCAUCAAUAUAUACUGCACAUACUACAGCAGUACCAUUUGCUCAAUUCAAAAAAUCAGUUGAGAGUCAAGAACUAAGAGGAACUGAUAAAGUCUUGUCUAGCAUGAGCCAGCUGUACUCUACAAUUGCAACAACAGAACAGCACCAAUAUGCAUUACCUAAUCUUUUGGCACAAGUUGUCACAACUGAAGUCCAGAGAACUACUACAGUAUCAGUUGUUCAAGAAAGAAUAGCUCUAGAACCUAUUUCAGAUCCUACAUCCAGACAAGCAACACCUAAACAAAGUGGAAAAACACAUUGUAUUGAUGAUGUUAUAGAUCUCACAACAUUAAAGGUCAGUCUUUCAAUGACUGACAAAGGAAUGGACCUGACAGCCCCUGAUUCAAAUCUGCAGUCUUUCUUAAAUGAUUCAAGUUGUCGACAGAUAACUGCUGUGCAGCCAAAAAUUGUAAACCUAAGUGCUGAGAUAACUCCUGCUACAACACUUUCUGUUGCGACAAAUAGCAUGACUGUUGUUACCUGCACUGCAACAUUCACAUACAACAAUAAUAUUACAGUUGAUGCUACCCCCAACUUGCAAAGUGUUACUUCAAUGCCUCUGCCACUUAAAACACACAAACCAUUUGAACCUCUGGCACAAAUAGUUUACAGACCAGUGAAUUCACAACCAAAACCCAUAUGCAAUACAGAGAUCCCCAUUAAUCUAUCACGUGGGCCUGCUGAAAUCACAGCACUUUCAUCUUUACCUGUCAAAAUGUCCCCAAUAAUCUACACACCUUCCAGUGUACCUAUUCAUAUUGAGGCUUCUGCAGGUGGAGCUAUGGACCUCACAAUAUCAAAGCCAAAGAGAACCAUGUUGGCUCUUACUGCAUCCACUGGAGUGGUUACGAGUGUUGUUGAAGAUGUGGCACCUGUAGAUCUGACAUCAGGGAGGCAAACAGUGUGCUGUGAUAUCCUCUAUAGACUUCCAUUUACAGGAAGCUGCAGAACACAGCCUCCAAUGACCACAACAGAUAAACAGUUUGUUGCAAGAAAUUAUGAUCAACAUAAUGCCACAACCCAAGCACAUGAGGACUUGAGUAAUAUAAAAACAUUAGGGUUUGGUGGAAAUUUCACACAAAAUGGAUUUGUCAGCCAAAAUGAUGCAAGAGAUGGGGCAAUUGAUUUGACAUCAGCAAAAAUGUCAAGAGAUGAGGCCCUGGACUACUCAAAGAAAGGUACAAAGUCAGUGAGUGGGAUAACCACCACUCACUCUUCCCAAGGAAUAUCUUCAGGAAAUAAUAAUGAACUAAGAUCAUCACCUGGAGUUGUGUACUCAUCUGUUGUUCCACCCAUUCCAUCCACAUUUGCAAUUACCACUCAGCCAGGCUCAAUUUUCAGUACAACAUGCAACAGUCUCACCAGUCUAACAAAGCCAUUUUCAACACAGAUCCAGGCUUCACCAUAUGAUCUAAUGAAUUCCACUGAAUUCAACCAAUCAAUAUUCUUAGAAACCGAUCCAUCCAAGGGUAUAUUGCCUUCCACCUUCACCAACCUGCUUCCCUCAAUAUCAGCCUUUCCAGAACUAUAUUCUGAUGCUACUCUUGAGGUCAUUGCAGCCUCUCUGGAUGCCCUUGUCUCCCCAAAUUUCCCUACCUUGGAUGACAGCAAGAGUCAGCAGUACCAAGCUGAACAUGAGUUUUUGCAAUUAGAGAAACUGAAGCAGCUGUGCCUGGCUGAGGAACUUGAAUGGGAGAGACAGGAGAUACAACGUUAUCGUGAACAGGAGCAGCUGAUUGUUCAAAAGGAAUUAGAGGAACUGCAGAGCAUAAAACAACAGCUCCUAAUGCAGCAAGAAGAGGAACGUAAGGCUCAUCUCAUUCUUCAACAGGAGACCUUUGCCCAGCAACAACUACAGCUUGAGCAAAUCCAACUUCUACAGCAGCAACUACAGCAACAGUUACAGGAACAGAAAAUAUAUCCAUAUGGCUUUGAUGGCAUAUCUCAAACCACUAGCUCAGGUGUUGUCCUCAAUUCCCAAUACUGCAGAGGAGAUAAUGGGCAGUACUGGCCAGUGAAGGAUGACAACAUAUUAUCAAAAGUCACUGCCUCUUCAACUAGUCAAGAUCAGUACACUCCAUCUAGUGAUUUAUUGCAGCACAGUUUGAACAUACCUAAUGAAAAUGAUCUUAAACAAACAGAGGAACAAAAACAGGAUUCAGAGAAGCUGCCUGCCAUAGUCACCAAGCAAGUCAGUGGGCAAAAUGUAGAGUCAAGUAUUAAGAAAAUAAGUAGUAAUUGUGUUCAGACAGAUGAGGAGGAAGGCUUGGAAAGGCCUUACUCCGGGAGGAGAAGGAAAAGUAGGAAAAGUGUUGAUAGCUGUGUGCAAACUGAUGACGAGGAUCAGGAUGAAUGGGAUGUCCCUGUAAGAAGCAGGCGCAGAUCUCGUUCCAGCAGAUUUGCAGAUGGGGAAAGGAUUAAAGGCUCCAAAGUAUCCAGCAUUGCAAUCCAAACCGUGGCUGAGAUCUCAGUUCAAACAGAUCAUUCUGGAACUCUAAAGAGGUCACCAGUCCGAGCUCAAGUAGAUGCUACAUUUGACCUGCACAGAGGAGGAGAAAUAGAGAGUGACUCAGACUUUACAUCUGACAAAGAUAAGAAACAUUCAACUCCCAUCGAAGUUGGUGUCAACACUCAUCUAAAAGCAGAUGGUAUGAGCAUCUCUUCAGUACCCAAAUCUCCAAAAGUAUUGUACUCCCCAGUCUCACCUAUAUCUCCUGGAAAGAGCACUCACAGAGUGCUAACAGCUGAACCAACUAGACACCCAAGUAGCCCAAGAUCACUGAAGGCCUCGCAACGAUCUCUGUCUGAUCCCAAGUCUCUGAGUCCCACAGCUGAUGAGAGAAUCAUGUACCAGUAUUCAGAUGCCUGUUCAAGCAAAGGUUCACAGAUCAGUACCCCAGUCGGCUCCCACAAAAAAAUAAAGCGUACCCUUCCUCAUCCACCACCAGAUGAGGACACUGUUGUUGGCCCCUUGGGAUACAGUACUGGUUCAUCCCGAAGAAGAAUGUGUAGGAAUACCACCAUGGCUAGAGCAAAAAUCUUACAAGAUAUUGACAAAGAGUUGGAUUUGGUUGAGAGAGAGUCUUCCAAACUUCGCAAGAAGCAAGCAGAACUGGAUGAGGAGGAGAAAGAGAUAGAUGCCAAGCUGAGAUAUCUUGAAAUGGGUAUUAAUAGAAGAAAGGAGGCUUUAUUAAAAGAAAGGGAGAAAAGGGAAAGGGCAUAUUUGCAAGGUGUGGCAGAGGAGAGGGAUUAUAUGUCUGAUAGUGAGGUUAGUAACAACAGAGAAACACGGGGUAAUGGUCAUGGACUGGAACGACCAAGGACUGCCCCUCAGUCAGAAUUUAAUCAGUUCAUUCCACCACAGACUGAAGCUGAUUCUCAAUAUGCACAACUUGCAUACUCUCAUUACCAGUAUGCCUCGCAAAAUGAGUCCCCAAGUCACUAUUCCCAGCAAACUCUGUACCAACAGCCAUCACUUUAUCAUCAACAGGUGUCUCCCUAUCAGACCCAGUCAAUAUAUUCUUCAGUGCCCACACUUAGCCAACAAUCACAACAAACAGAUUAUGACCAUGCUUCCCAGCUCCUUCUAAUGCAACAGAAAACCCGGCAAACUACUUUGUCUGACUUGGAGCCAAAGAUAACCACUAAUUAUGAAGUUAUAAGAAAUCAACCUCUCCUAAUUGUCCCCACAUCGACAGAGAGUGCCUAUGGGGUCUCACAUCUUGGAAGUAAAUACAAUAACCUAGACCUGAGGAUUGGGCUUGAGGAAAGAGGCAGUAUGGCUAGCAGUCCCAUGUCCAGCAUUUCAGCAGAGUCCUUCUAUGCAGACAUUGACCAUCACAAUGUCAGAAACUAUGUUAUGAUUGAUGACAUAGGUGAACUCACCAAGGGGUCUAGAGGCUUGGGAUCAAGCUUCAAUGUUCCUGAUAAGGAUAUCAGCAAAAGUGAUCGGCUACUUCGUGUCGCUGAUGUUCGUCGAACACCAGAUGUAACUGACUUCAUUGGACCUCUACAGGCCACCUCAAGAUUACAUUCAUAUAGUAAGCCUGAGGAGGACUCGAUGGAGGAGCCAUAUGAGUUAAAGCUGCUAAAGCAGCAAAUCAAGCAAGAGUUUCGGAGGGGCUCAGACAGUCUGGAGCAACUCACAGGUCUUCCUCACUACUUACACACUGAUAGUUUUAGGCAUUUUCCUAAAUCUGAAAAAUAUAGCAUUGGAAGACUUACACUAGAAAAGCAAGCUGCUAAGCAGCUUUCAGCCUCGGUCCUUUAUCAGAAACAGUUAAAGAAUAAAAGAGCACUAAUUGAUCCUAAAAUAACAAAGUUUUCCCCUAUACAAGAGAGCCGGGACCUGGAACCUGAUUACAGCAGUUUUUUGUCUUCCACUGGAUCAGCAAUGGGUGGACUAUCCAGUAGAGCAAGGCUGCUUCAGGAUGAGAUCACAUUUGGUCUGAGGAAGAACCUAGCUGAGCAGCAGAAAUAUCUGGGCUCUACGCUUAGCACCAAUCUGGCUCAAUCACUAAAUAUUGGUCACUCUCUCAACCUUGGCCCAAAUUUGAGAUCAUCCCUCCCAGAUGAUGGGACUUAUCCCAGCGGUACUCGAUCCAGACCUUCUUCGAGGCCGUCCUCUGUAUAUGGACUUGACUUAUCCAUCAAAAGAGACCUUUCCAGCUCUUCACUAAGGUUAAAGUCAGAGGCUGAAGGCAUAGACUCCCAAUUUGGAAUAGCAAGGGUAAAACCAACAAGUUUACCUAUCAGCCAAAGUAGGGGCCGUAUUCCCAUUGUGGCACAGAACUCAGAAGAAGAGAGCCCACUGAGCCCAGUUGGGCAACCCAUGGGUAUGGCAAGGGCAUCUGCCGGUCCUCUACCACCUAUCUCUGCUGAUUCUCGGGACCAGUUUGGUUCCAGUCACUCUUUGCCGGAGGUACAGCAGCACAUGAGAGAAGAAUCACGAACGCGUGGCUAUGAUAGGGAUAUAGCCUUCAUUAUGGAUGACCUACAGGGAGCUAUGUCAGAUAGUGAAGGAGGUCCUAGCUGGAAAGUAGAAGCCUACCACCUGCAGCAUGAAGAGACUGACUGGUUUGAUAAACCACGUGAAGGACACAGUGGAUUAAAGCCAGGACAAGAUAAAAGACAGGUGAAAGCUAUGCAUUAUCCUUUCCCUCACACUCGUAUUAAACUCCAGAGAGACCCUAAGGACCACAGUGUUUCAGGGGGUGGUUUUGGUGUACGAGUGGUGGGAGGGAAGGCAAUUCCAGGUACUUAUGGAGAAAUUGGGGCAUACAUUGCUAACUUGGCACCAGCAGGCACUGCUGAACUGUCAGGGAAGGUUGUAGAAGGAAUGCAGGUCCUGGAGUGGAAUGGAAUCCCUUUGAUGGGAAAGACCUAUGAGGAAGUACAGAGCAUUGUGGGUCAGCAGAGUGUGGAGGUAGAAAUAUGUUUGCGCCUAGAUCUGAAUAUGCGCUCAGACAGUCCCAAGUAUCUAGAGCUGCAGUCUCAGCUAAAAGUCGCUGAACACCAGCGUUCUCCAGGUGUCGAUCCUAAGCAGUUGGCUGCAGAGCUGCAGAAGGUCUCUCAGCAGCAGGCGCCUUCCUCUGUGCUGACUGUGCUGGAGAAGGCAGGACAUCUUCACUCAGCAACAGGAUCUACUGCUUCCAGUGGAGUCCCUAGCCCUGGACAACCUGGAUCUCCCUCGGUCAGCAAGAAACGUCACAACAAGUCAGGUGAUGGCCUGAAACCACAACCACAUCCCAUCACUGGUGAUAUACAACUGCAAAUCAAUUAUGACAGGAAUAUGGGUAACUUGAUCGUCCAUGUUCUACAAGCCCGAAACCUUGCACCAAGAGACAACAACGGAUAUUCAGACCCAUUUGUUAAGGUGUAUCUUCUUCCAGGGAGAGGACAAGUCAUGGUUGUCCAGAACGCAAGUGCUGAAAAUAAGAGAAGAACCAAAUAUGUGCAGAAGACCCAGAACCCUGAGUGGAACCAAACGGUCAUCUAUAAAAACAUUCACCUCGAGCAGCUGAAGAGAAAAACCCUUGAGGUGACAGUAUGGGACUAUGCCAAAUAUUCAUCCAAUGAUUUCUUGGGAGAAGUGCUUAUAGAUCUGUCUAACACUGCUCAGUUGGACAACAUGCCUCGCUGGCACCCUCUAAAGGAACAAAGUGAAAGCAUCCACCAUGGUAGAGGACAUCCACCACACGGAGGAGGCGGAGGAUCAGGUGGCCAAGGAGGCCAAGGAAGCCAUGGAGGUCAGGGAGGCCCCGGAGGGCCAGGUGGAACUGGGGGCACAGGAGGGCACCCGAGCAGCGAACAAUCCCCCAAAACCUCUGUCAUCAAGAGCAGAAGUCAUGGCAUCUUCCCUGACCCUGCUAAAGAUACUCAGGUCCCCACUAUUGAGAAAUCCCAUAGUAGCCCAGGCAGCUCAAAAUCCUCGUCUGAGAGUCAUCUGCGUUCACAUGGCCCCUCUCGCAGUCAGAGCAAGAGCAGUGUUACUCAGGCUCACCUUGAGGAUGCUGGGAACGCUAUUGCUGCUGCCGAGGCCGCAGUAGAGCAAGCCCGCCUCCAGCCAAACAGAGUAGGACACAUACUGAAUGACGGAGAUGGGUACACCCUGGACAGUGAAGAUGGCACAGGCACCAAUGCAGUGGACAGUGCUAUCUUUCAGGUGCCUCAGCUGAAGACGAUUCCUAAUGGUUUGGAUCUGAGAGGCUCAGACUCUCUGAAGAAUCUACAUGACUCUGAAAAUAAGAACCAUAUGAUUGGCGAGAUCAAGGUGGCACUGAAGAAAGAGAUAAAGACUGAAGGAGAACAGCUGGUUCUGGAGAUUCUGCAGUGCAGGAACAUUACUUACAAGUUCAAAUCACCAGAUCAUCUGCCUGAUUUGUAUGUGAAGCUUUAUGUGGUUAACGUGGCCACACAGAAGCGGAUCAUAAAGAAAAAGACAAGAGUGUGUCGUCAUGACAGAGAGCCUUCCUUCAACGAGACUUUCCGCUUCAGUCUCAACCCAGCCGGUCACUCCAUUCAGCUGUUCCUGGUGUCUAAUGGAGGGAAGUUUGUGAAGAAGACACUGAUUGGCGAAGCUUACAUCUGGUUGGACAAAGUGGACAUGCGGAAGCGAGCGGUGAGCUGGCACAAAUUAGUAGCCAGUUCUCCUCAUACACAGCCCUGA